This is a messenger RNA of Gossypium raimondii (Peruvian cotton), 1491 nucleotides long. RefSeq names its product phytochrome A-associated F-box protein. Gene Ontology annotation, molecular function: protein binding. The coding region runs from base 219 to 1202 and encodes 327 amino acids. The record is from RefSeq and is a predicted model, not a curated record. The transcript has a single exon. Lineage: Eukaryota; Viridiplantae; Streptophyta; Magnoliopsida; Malvales; Malvaceae.
GCAAAUGCAGCACCCGCCCACCACUUUCCUCAUCUUCCCCCCAAAUCAUUUUAAAAGCAAAAUGGAAAAUUUUUAUAUAUUUUUUCCCAUCUCUGAAAUCCCAGAAUUCAAUCAUUUUUAGCUCAAAAACCCACUUUUUUUCCCCCUUUCCUUUUAAUAUAUAGUCUUUACCUGAGAAACUACAAGGUUCACCAGCCCCCCCCCCCCCCACAUUCAAAAUGACGGAGACGCCGUUCUCAAAACUCUCCGACGACGUCGUUCUUAACAUCUUCUCCAAGCUCGAACAUCACCCCAAGAGCUGGGCUUGUCUCGCUUGUGUCUGCACCAAAUUCUCUUCUCUCAUUCACAACACCUGCUUCAAACAAAAAUGCUUCAAAACCAUCCCCGCCGUUUGCGCCGGUCUCCUCUCCUCUUCCUCCGUCCCUCCCGGCGGUUGGUCCUCCCUCCAUAAGCUCUCCGUCUGCUGUCCUGGCCUCCAUCACGCUGGCGUCCUUCUCGACCACUCCGAUUUUGGCUUCGCACGUGAGAUUGGCCCCGAGGUGAAAUAUCCCAAGCUAGCUAAUUCCCAAUUCUCCCCGCCGCCCACCGAGCCUUGGUCCAGCAAAGUGGAAGGGAAUCCGAAUCCGGAUCCGGAAAAUAACGCUCCCGGGUCCGAUUGUUCAUGGUCGCUUUUCGAUGAUCUAUGUUACGACACCGUUUCAAACCCGUCCGAGUCGAUAGACGGUUAUAAAGUAGAAAGAAUUGACAACAGAGACAUAAAAACCGGGCGUGAAUUUCUCGUUUGUAAAAGGAGGAAACUAUCUAGACCGCUUAGAUCCCAUCUAGCAGACGGCGUUUGGAACUUAAGCCGAGAACAGGGCAACAAGUUGUUAGCGAGCCGGUUCCGAGGCGAUUGUUUAUACAUUUGCGAUUGGCCGGGAUGCAUUCACAUGGAGGAGAAGCGGAAUUACAUGCUUUUCAGAGGGGUUUUCAACGACUUCAAGAAAUCCCGAGUGUGGAGGACGAUAAAUGAUGGGAACAGGCGCAAGAUCGAUCUGAGUUGCGCCUUUUGCUCUUGUAAACAAACAUGGGAUUUGCAUUCUGCUUUCUGUUUGAGGCGGGUUUUCGGGUACCACGAUGAUGGGGAGCCAGUUGUUCGAGCUUAUGUUUGUGAGAACGGACAUGUUUCUGGUGCUUGGACUGAUUUGCCUUUGUACACUUAAGGGAAACAGCAUAUCACAUCAACAUUACUAGUAAGUUGUUUCCAGUUAAAGUAAGUGGAAUUUACAACUUGAUGAUGAUUAGUAAGCAGCAUUUAGUAUUGGGUUUGAUUUAUUGAUAGAAAUGAUGUUCUUUGUUGGCUUUCUCAGAAGAUGAGACUAGUGAUUAUCAUUAUGGUUAUGUCUAUUACAUUGUAUACCAGCAUUGGAUUGUUAGAUUAUCUAGUGCGAUUUUUGGCAUUGGAUUAUUAGUUUAUCAAGUGAAGUUGAAUUUCAAUCUUUGAACUAUUAA